UUCCCGAAUCAUCCCUAUUACUCUACAUGGUCUCAAUAUAUUGUAAAGACUUCGGCGGCAAGCAGGUUCCCCCACCCAACGCAUUCGCCGAGGGCCAAAACGCUCGGGACUAUCUGCUCAGGGAUGCCCAACUCGUUACCUGGGAGUAUAUUACACUCGGAGACCUGGUGACUUCAUUUGCCACGAGCUUGGACCAGAUAGCUCCACGGUACGUCACCGGGGGCCGAAUCACAGGAUACCAGUUAAUGGACAUAGCCCACGGCGCGGGGCAAAUGAGCCCGGAAAUCAUCCAUCCCCGGCUCAGCGCCAACUGGACUGUUCUGCUUCGAGAUAUGCCCUGUCUGUUCGAUGCUAACAUGAGGGAUCCCAUCGCUAGCAUUCGACCAACAGCCGCAAACUCCCCAUGCAACCACUUGCCUAUUGGCCAAAAUUUGCUCGCUGCGAAAUUUCAGACUCUGAACGAUAUCAAAGAGUACUAGUAUCUCCACCGACAGCAGCGCUUUUCAGAAUGUUUCUGGAGGCGUGUGGAUGGCUUCGUCUGAAGCUUUCACAACCUGUAAUUAUGAUGAGGACUCUAAAAUGACUGUUGACGAAACCAUAGCCUUCCACAAACUAUCGUGAAGAAGCCGAAGAAGAAAACCAAGGAGGUUCAGGACGCGCAGGCGCAGGCGCAGAAGAUCCCGGAAGACGAUGUGGUGGUGUUUGAGAAGAUAACGAAUC
Aspergillus ruber CBS 135680 is the source of this 720-nucleotide messenger RNA. RefSeq lists its product as uncharacterized. The transcript has a single exon. Bases 27 to 479 code for a protein of 150 amino acids. The record is from RefSeq and is a predicted model, not a curated record. NCBI's taxonomy places the organism in Eukaryota, Fungi, Ascomycota, Eurotiomycetes, Eurotiales, Aspergillaceae.